Messenger RNA from Exophiala bonariae, 1752 nucleotides. RefSeq lists its product as uncharacterized. Gene Ontology annotation, biological process: anaphase-promoting complex-dependent catabolic process; positive regulation of ubiquitin protein ligase activity; positive regulation of anaphase-promoting complex-dependent catabolic process. The transcript has 2 exons. Gene Ontology annotation, cellular component: anaphase-promoting complex. Gene Ontology annotation, molecular function: ubiquitin ligase activator activity; anaphase-promoting complex binding; protein binding. Lineage: Eukaryota; Fungi; Ascomycota; Eurotiomycetes; Chaetothyriales; Herpotrichiellaceae. The record is from RefSeq and is a predicted model, not a curated record. The coding region runs from base 1 to 1752 and encodes 583 amino acids.
AUGUGGUCGGCCGAGCUGAUACGACGAAGAGAAUAUCGCAAUGCCUACAAUCUUCGACCUCCGCACUAUAUCCCCUCGUUCGUUCACGGGACAGACGCAACACCAGCACAUCUGGGUCCCCAGCUGAGCACCGGUACUCUCCGAAACAUAAGCAGUGGUUUCUGGACUGUUGGUGGCAGAGCAUCCGUUCAAACAGGUCAAUUGCCAGGCGUUCUUUCGGCGUCAGGAAGUCUGCUUGUCAGUGGAGCAACCGCUCCUCUCCAUUCAGCCAAUUUUAUGCGUCCGCCAACACCCGGGGACUGCGUCAUCGACCACGGGCGACGAAUCGCCCUGGCCCUCGAGAUAGACCGAGCCAACAGGAUACUUCACCCGCCUUCCAUUGAAGACACAAAUUCGACCAAGUUUCCUCCUGACCGCAAUAAAUACGUAUGGAAAGACAGUACUUGGAUGAGGGAAUCCUUGGUUCAAUUUUCUUUGACAACACCCGAGAGCAAAACCAGGCGCGAAAAAGCAGUACCAACAGUUCCUUUUCGUGUGUUGGACGCCCCAAAUCUCAAGGAUGACUAUUAUUGUUCCAUUCUUGCAUACAACCCUACUUGCCACACGCUGGCUGUCGCGCUGACCCAAAAGGUUUAUCUAUGGACAGAGCAAUAUGGUGUCCGCUAUCCGCCAUUACCUCCUGCCCGUAGCUCCAAUUUCGUCACGUCACUGGCUUUCUCGUCCGAAGAAGGGGGUAAAGCGAUCCUUGCAGUCGCAAGGAAUAAUGGUGCAGUCACACUUUGGAGCCUGCUGGAAUCUCAACCGCGAUUUGAACCCCAUCAUCCAUGUCCAGCAUCUUGCGUAUCGUUCAAGCCCACUGUGACUUGGCGUGAGUCGACAUUUUCCGACUCCCUGGUCGCCUGCGAAGACUUGCUUGUCGGAGACGACAUUGGAAAAAUCUACUAUUAUUCUAUUGAAUGGCUCGAGAAUGGACAAGGCUUGAUGACACUGCUAGCGAAGCUUGACGCCCAUAGCCAGAACGUCUGUGGCUUGGCCUGGUCGCCGGAUGGCCUCACAUUUGUUUCUGGAGGAAAUGAUAACCGGGCUCUCCUUUUCGAUGCUGGGGUUGUGCUCCAAGCCCAGGCUACUAUGGAGUUCUUCGCAAACAAUCCUGCUGGCCCAGUGGGUUCAAACCACCCCCUUGGUCCACCCGGUUUGCCCACUCCAGAAGCCUCCCCUGACCGUGGCCGCCGGCCUGGAAAUCAAGAACGCAUGCAACAUACAACAGAUGUCGCCCAUACGCAAUUAGAGCCAUUGCCGACUCCCCCUCCGACACCAUCCAGAGGUCGACGUCUCGAUCGAACCCCACAUGUUUCUGGAGGGUACCAUCAGCUGCAUGUGCCUUCGUGGAAUCCAAACGUUCAUUCUCAACGAGAUGACUUUGCAAUCCCAGGGGUUCUUCUUAGCUUGGCUGACGUCCAUGUAUAUUCCUUCUAUCAUGCGGCGGCCGUCAAAGCCAUUGCAUUUGCUCCUUGGCAGCCAACUUUGCUUGCGACUGGAGGUGGAAGUAAUGAUCGUCAGAUUCACUUUUUCCAUGCUGGCUCUGGAGCUACUUUGGCUUUGAUCAAUGUCUUCUCACAGGUGACCAGUUUGGUCUGGAGUACCACUCGGCGUGAGAUCGUGGCUACAUUUGGAUACUCGCAACCGGAGCAUGAGAUUCGAAUUGCGGUCUUUAGUUGGCCAAGUUGUGAAUGUGUAGUCAGCAUUCCUUAG